Paramecium sonneborni is the source of this 2056-nucleotide messenger RNA. The record is from the annotation of a GenBank genome assembly. NCBI's taxonomy places the organism in Eukaryota, Ciliophora, Oligohymenophorea, Peniculida, Parameciidae.
AUGGUUUCAUUUAUAAUAACAUUCCUAAUGUUGGCUUGCUUUAAAAGUGAACCAUUAUUGAACUACAAAUUAAGCGAAGGAUCAAAAAGGAAAUUAUAAGAGAGUAAGCCAAAUAUAACUUCUUUAUCAUGGGAACCAUUAAGAAUUCAUUAUGAAUUUUUAAAUAGCUCUUACGAUGCUAAAUAAUUGAAAUUUAUAUCUAAUGUUCUUGAUGUAACAAGCGUAUUUUUUUAAAAACAUUUAUUAAUACGAAGAACAAGUUCAAAGAUUACUUACAAGAAAGAUUAUCCAAAUAAGAUUUUUGGUUUUAAUAUAAGCGAGGCUUUGAAAGCUAAAGAAUAUGAUGCAGAUUUAGUAUAUUAUUUAAUAAAAAUAGGUUUUAUUUGUAAAUGUUGAAAAUUCAACAACAGAGACUUAUUUAGCAUAUUGUGGUCCGGCGAUUUUCGAUGAAAUAACUUUACGACCAAUAUUUGCUUUGGUUUCAUGGAAUAUGUUUUAUUCAAAACUUGAAAAUAUGACUCAUUCAUAAUUUGAAAAUAAUUUAGAGACAGCAAUUCAUGAAAUUAUUCAUGGUUUAGGUUUUGUAGAUGAUUAUUUCUCUACUUAUUAUGAUUCAGUCACAGGAGAAGAUUAUAAUUCUUCAAAUAGUUAUACUAUUUAAAAAGUAAUUUAUUUAUCAACCCCAAGAGUGACAAAUUAUGUGCAAUAUCAUUUUAAUUGUACAACAUUAAAAGGAUUAUAAAUGGAAAAUAAUGGUGGAUCAGGAACUUAAGGGUCUCAUUUUGAGAGAAAUCUAUUCUAUAAUGAAAUAAUGACAGGUUCAGAUAUGACAGGAAACUUUUUAAUAACAGAUUUUACAUUUGAAUUAUUUUAAGACACAGGGUAAAAAAAUAAUUAAGAUUAAAAGAUUUUAUCGAAUAUCAGAAUAUUCACCAGAUAAACCAUUAUGGGGAAAAAAUAAAGGAUGCAAUUUUGCAGAUCAAUAAUGUUUAGGAGGAAAUUUUUCUGAAUUCUGUUCUGUUGAAAAUACAACUAAUUGUUCAUUUUAUAAAUCAGGUGUUUCUAAGUGUAAACCAGAAUAAUUAACAGGUCCAUGCAAAUAUUAUUACAUAUAUUCUAAUUAUGAUUGCAGAGAUCCUGAUAAUAUAGAAUCUUAAGCAUCCUCAGGAUUACUACAACAUUUUGGCUCAGAUAGUAUAUGUGUAUCAGGUUCUGUUUCAAAAAAAUAAUAAGCAUAUUCAUAAUACUCUUGUUUGUAAUAUAAAUGUGAUGAUAUAAACAAUACCUUAUUCCUUAUUAUUGAAGGAUAAGAAUUCGAUUGUUCAAAAGGAGAUAGUAUCAAACUUCCAGAAACUUAUUAUGGCAGUAUUAAAUGUCCUUCAAAUCCUUCUGAAUUUUGUGAAAAUAAAGAUGAAUGUUCCAAUUCAUGCAGUUCUAAAGGUUUUUGCAUUAAUAAAGAAGUAUCUUAUAUUUACAUAUUUAAGUGUAUUUGUAAGUUAGGAUACUCCUCAAAAGAUUGUAAUACUGAAUGCACAAAAUAUAGAUAUAAGGGUAGUUGUUUAGAUAAAUGUCCAGAAUCUACUUAUGUAUAUGAAAAUAUCAAAUAUUGUGUUGGCUGUCCUGCUGUAAUUAUUCUUUUUAUUAAUUUAAGAAUUGUUUGACUUGUUCAAAUUAUAAUAAAUGUUCAACAUGUUAACCAGGUUAUGUUUUGAGAGGAGGAUUUUGUGAUAAUUAUUAAUUGAUUGAACUUCUAAUAGGAGGCUUAGGAAAUUCUACUAAUUCAACAUCUAAUUCCACUAAUGUUUCAUAAAAUUCUACAAAUUCAUCAAAUACAACAAAUUUAUCAUCUAAUGCAACAGAGACUACAAAUUCAACUUCAAAUUCAACUAAUUCAAAUAAUUCAACUGAUCCAACCAAUUCAACCAAUUCCACUAAUUCAACCAAUUCAACUGAUUCAACCAAUUCAACUGAUUUAAGUGAUUCUAAAAUUAACAUUAGGACGAAAGAUGAUUUAAUGUAUCUGAUAAAUUUAUUUUUAUUAACAUUAAAUUUGUGA